AUUUUUAAUGCCUCAAACUUUGCCUUUUAUUGAAUAUUCAUGCUAUAAUUUUCUAUUAACUUCAUUUUUGAAUGCUAAAGUAUGAAUUGACAUGAUAGUAAUAUGUUAAAGUGGUGAAAACAUACUAGUAUGUGGACAAAAAUGUGUUUAAUUUCAUGUUAAGUAUGUACAUAACAUGGCAUUGGUGCAAAGUUGCUUAAAUAAUGAAUGCUAGUAUGAUUUGUGAUGAUAUGAAUUCUAUGAAAAGCAUGCUUGUGAUUGAGUUAAAUGAGAACGUCAUGCUUGUGAAUGAUUUGUAGAAAGUGCCAUGCUUAUAGUUGGUUUAUGAAGAAUGACAUAUUUGUGCUUUACUUCUAGAAAAUACUAUGUAAAAGCCAUUGUUGCAUAUAAAUAAGGUUGAGACCAAAUAAAUAAAAUUGAAUUGCAUGCAUGGCAUGGCGAGAAAGUUCAAUGAGAAAGGGCAUGAAAUGGAUUUUUAUAAAAUAAACCGAAUUUCGCGAUUUCGGUGCUAAUUCGACCUAGAGGGAUCGCGUGCCAGUUUAGGACGUGAAAAGUUUAUUACUAGGCCCCAAAUGGUUGCCUGAUUUGGAACCAAAGAUAGUAAUUCAAUCUCGCCUCGAUAAAGUCGGUUAACGGCUUUCGGUGUGAGUUAGGGUUGGUAAUGUAAUGUCCCAGAUUUUUUAAAUAUUUUUUUAUUAUUAUUUUUCAUGUCUCGAUUUACGCGCCAUGUAGGACCCGGUAUAUUCUAUUGCAUCAUUUAUUUAUUUGGGUCAUUGAGGUGUUUUAUAUUUAUAUAUAUAUAUGGGUAUAUAUAUGUGGAGUUAGUGGAGGAAGAGAUAUUUUGUGGCAUGUGGCUAAUUGUUUUAAGGAGGAGAGCUAGUUAAGUAAGUGAGUAGGUCAAAGUAGAAGACCCAUUUUGGACCAUAUAUUUUGAAUGGUCAAGGAUAGGCCUAGGGCCACUCAUUAUCACCCACUCCCCUCUCUCUCAUUCUUGGCACUUUCUCCUUCUCUCCUCCAUCUUUUCUUUUUCUUUUCUACUCCACCUUCUCUCUAGAUUUCCUCUAUGUUGGAGUGAGAUUAAUGAAGAGCCGUAGUUAGAGAAAGUAUAGAUCUUGGCAAGGGAAACAUUUUGACACCGAUCUUACACACAUUUGGUGAAUUUCGAACUUGGGAUCUAAAGGUUUGGUUUCAUUUUUUUGAGGAUACGGUCAGUACCCGUUCCAAGGUUGAGGUUAGCAAUGUGGGACCACCAUCCGAACUCAUCUACUCUUACGAUCCAGUUCAGGAAGGAUGUCUCGGCGUGGGACAAGGAAUGCGAACCAGCAUCGCAGUAUUUCCCCAACUCAAAAUGAGAAUCAGGAAUUUUCCCCUCAAGUUGCUGAUAUCAUUGCACGAGCUGUGGCAGCAGGAGUAGCAUCUGCUCUACGAAACCAGCAACCUCCUCCGAUAAUACCUGUUCCUGAACCAGUGGCACAGCCAAUGUCAUGGGACAAAACUCGUCACUCGUUUAUCAUAGGGAAUCCACCGACAUUUGCAGGGUCCACAGAUGUCCUGUUAGCAUAUCAGUGGAAACAGGAGAGCGAGCGUCAUCUUCGGAUGGUAAUCUGUACCGAAGUGCAGAAACAGAUGCUAGCUACGUUUAUGCUGAUAGGCAAUGCAUUGCAGUGGUGGGAGUCUAUUACUACUGUCGAAGAGAGGACCAGAUUGACUUAUACUGAAUUUCAGACUCGCUUUGACGACAAGUAUUUUCCUAUGUCAGUAAGAUCAGCGAUGAAGACUGAAUUUCUGGAUCUGCAACAGGAGGAUAUGACUGUGGCUGAGUAUGAACAAAAGUUCAUUAAUUUGUCAUUAUUUGCACCAGAGGAGGUCAAUACGGAAGAAAAGAAGAGAGACCACUUUGUGAAGGGGUUGAUAUGGCCGAUUAAAGUGGUGAUCAUAGGUAGUCCUGCAUAUACUACUUAUAUCCAGGUGGUUAAUGCCGCCUUACAGCAUUGCCAGAUGAGGAGUGAUUACCGGAAGUCCAAGGGAGAUAAGCGGACUAACCGAGACUACCAGACAGUGGAGAAAGGAAGCAGCAGUAGUACCAAGUCCAAUGAUCGGGGCAGAUUUCAAGGACAUCAACCUUGGAAGAAAAACAAAGGAAACCUAGAUGUGCAGAGGGAUGGAGUCCCUAAUCAGGGUAGACAAGGUGGGAUACCUCAGACCGGACAGGAACAGUGGUCGGGAAGUCAACAGAGGAGGCAGGCAGGUCUUUUUACGGGACGUUGUUAUCACUGUAGAGAGAUUGAGCAUCCGGCCAAGAUGUGUCCCAAAGCUAAGCAGGGAUAGUAUGGGCAGCCGAGACCUAAUCAGCCGUUACCUCUACCGGCCCCACCGAUGUCAGGUGGGCAAGUUCAGAAUUUUCCGGCACUUCCAGCACCACCAUUUCCUCCGGGACAACCUCCACAGCAGUUGCAUCACAGCAGAGUUUAUAACUUCAUGCCACAUAAUGCGCAGGCUCCUCAAGCUAUUGAGGGUAUGUUUUCUAUACAUGGUAGAACUGCUCGUAUACUGUUUAACACUGGUGCAUCACAUUCUUUUGUGUCUAAGCUCGUGCUGAUAACGUAUUGUAAAUAUAAGAAAGAAUAUGUAAAGUGAGAAGAGAGAGAACUUUAUUAAUUCACUGAAAGAUGAUAGCUACAAUUUACAGAAUAAACUAUCAGAUAUAUUCAGCCAAGAUCCACCGCCUAAUGGAGCAGUUAACAUAUUCAUCACUACACCAAUAGGAUAUAAACACAUCAAUGGACCAAUGGCAUGUAAACAUGUCAAUGGACCAACAGGUUUCUUCCACCGCCUCAUGUACUUCUUCAAUUUGUAUUUACAUUUAUGGAAGUGGAGCCCACUUUUAUAACACUUUUACAUUUUUUUUUAUUAAUUUCACAAUAAGGAAGUUAUUCACGUAGUUAAUUAUUUAAUUAUUUUUCUUUCUUUCAUUUUUUUCAACAUAAUAUAUGUAACUAAUUUUAUAAAUUCUUUCUUCUAGAGUGUUUUGAGAAAUUGAUAUAUGGAAGGAAUUUCUUUUUUUAAUACAAUGCUUUACAUACAAGUUCACUUAUUUUUCAAUUCAAUUUUGAGGUAAAAAAUAAAAUAAAAUAAAAAAAGAAGCUAAAGAUGGAAAGAAAAUUUUUUUUUCUUCAAAUUUUUUUUUCGUUAGUACAUCGUGGUUUCCAUUGAAAGAUUUUGAGGACGCCUUCACAUACAUGUUCAUUUUGAGGUGAAAAAAAAAAAAGCUAAAGAUGGAAAGUAUUUCCCAAUUCAAUUUCGAGGUGAAAAAAAAAAAGCUAAAGAUGAAAAGAUUUUUUUUGUUCUUCAUAUUUUUUGGUUGACCGUGGUUGUGUAAGUUGAAAAAGUCAUUAGCCCAACCUAUGGAGUUUAUUUUCAUAGCCAUCAUCAAGUAAAUAAUAUAAAAUAUACACAUGUAUUACCUAUAUAUACCCACAACUUCGCAAAACUAAGAGAAAACAAAAUUAAAGGCAAAAACAUAUGAUGGUAAUGUAUAUGAGAAAAAAGGGAAAACAAGAAACCAAAAUCAAGAAUGAAUCAAAAUAUAAAUUGUAAUAGCAAUAUAUAUAUAUCAAGAAUGAAUCGAAAUAUAAAUUACAAUAGCAAUAUAUAUAUAUAUAUAUAUAUAUAUAUAUAUAUAUAUAUAUAUAUAUAUUGUUCUCACUCAUCGUUUAAUAAAAUCUAACCAAUCUGAUUCAUGAUAAAACUUAAAAUAAUAUUGUAUUUAGGACUUAUUUGUCUAAUGAAAACACAAAUUGAAACAGACAAUGCCAGUUUCUCUUCACUAUAAAUUAUUUUUUUUUAUUAUUAAAAAAAAAAAAAAAAAAAAAAAAAAAGAAGAAGAAGAAGAUUGGGCUGAGAUAUAACAAGGUUAGAUGGUAGUGGAUUUCAUGUAACCAUGUGAAAAAGCUUCCUGAAUUCUUAAGUCUCAACCAACACAAUGGACUAAUCUUGAGGAUGAGAAAAAGGAAAGGAGGAACCUUUUGCUAUGCGAACUAGAUGAAAGAGACAAUCUGUGAUGUGAUUUGUAAUACCCCGUAUUUUAUUAAAGAGUUUAGUUUAUUUAAAAAUUCAAUUAUGUGAGGAUUUCUUUACUUAUUAUUGUGCAUGCUACAUUAUUAUAUUAAGUUCAUUUAAAUGUGCAUGUAAAUUAAUUGUGUAUGUUAAAAUAGUAAAUUUAUUCAUUUAAUUAUGCAUGUAUUAUUAUUAAUAAUUUUAUUUAUUGGUUAUGCUUAUAUUAAUCAUUAUUAGUUAAUUAAAGUAUUAUAAUGAUAUAAUGUAUUCUUAUGUAAUAAUAAUAAUAAUAAUAAUAGUUUAAUAAUAUAAUAAUAAUAAUAAUAUAAUAAUAAUAAUUAUAAAAGUUUAUUAAUAAUAAUAAUGGUUAUAAUAAUAAUAAUAGUAUUAAACCAAUGUCAUGAUGAAAUUAGAGAUUAGGAUAGGAUUUCAUCAAUGUUUAUGGGUGGAAUUGAAGCCAUAUGGUUGGGAAGGUGGUUAGUAAAUGUAAAAAUGAGAUAUUUGUAAUAUUUAUAUUAUAUAAUUUGUAUAUAAAUUAGCUAGCCUACCUUAGAAAAAAAGAAAGGGAGUUAGAAACAAAUUAUAAAUUCUAGUGAGCUAUUGUAAGAGUGUGGAAAGGAAGAGAAAGAAAGAAAGGAGCUUGGACCGGUGUAGGGAAUUUACCCGAUUACGCGCAACCGGCGGAUUUAUUUUAAAUCCAAAAAGGCAAGUUAUUAUCUAUUUUUCCCCUUUGAAUUAAUAAAUUAAUUGUUUAGUUUAUUGAUAUUAUUUUAGAGCAUAGAGACCAUGUAAGGAGUUUAAUAAAUUAGGAAUUUUAGUUUAUUAAAUUUGUGAAAUUUUUAAUUAUUUAGGAUGGUAUAUAAUUAGUUAUUGUCCUAUGAUGUUCAAAAUAUCUAAAAAUAUUUCCUUAAGGCAUUAGGGAUUUUUUUAGAAUUUUUAGGAAUUUUCCGGGCAUUUUCUGUAAUUUCCGGCGAGACUCCGGCGAGUUUUCCGGCCACCGGCAGUGAGGAAGGUGACCGGAGUUAUCUGGUGUGUUGCGGUGUAUUGUAACAAGCAUGCGCAUGGAUCAGCAGCCGUUAGAUGGGUUGUGAAUCCUUAGAUUGAUUCGGUGUAGCGCGGGACACCAUAUGAUGGUGCGCGCUAAUCAUCAACCGUAGGAUGAAAGGAGCAUAGGUGGAUUGAUCCGGUGUGGCGCGCAUGUAGGAAAGGUGAUGCAGCCAACCAACCGGAGGACACCACGUCAGCAGGAAGCCAUCAACGCGCGCGUGGGAGUGCGUGCGCGCGCGUGCAACUUUCCAGACGCGCGUGGGAGCGCGUGUGACCGCGUGGCUGAUGCCAGACGCGCGUGGAGGCGCGUGGGAGAGUGGGGAAGGUUGGGCUGCGCGUGGGGAGGCUCUGGGAGGUGCGUGUGGGGUCUCUACAGCUACUGGAAAAGUCCAGAAUACCCCUAGGGCCUGUUUUGUAAAUUCCAGAACCUUAAACUUGGAUUUUUAGGUACUGCGUUGGUAUUUACGGGUUUAACGGGCCACGAAAUUAUUAUUUUUCUACCCGUUAAGUAUUGUUAUGGCCGAUUAAUAUUUCUAACCUUAAUUGGCCCGUUUACCGUACGGAUAUGAAUGUGAUUCAUUUGAACAACAUUACUAUAGGUGGUGUUAUUAUUUUAUUAAAUGGUAUUCAUUAGUACUGUUAAUAAUGUCACGGUUAUCGUCAUAUAAGUUAUCCAUUAGAUGUUAUGGGAUAUUUAUACUGUUAAUCAUAUAUCAACCAUGAUUAUUAUGCUGUGUGCAUUUCAGGGAAUAAAUGGACUGUUUAUUAUGUCGCAUUUAUAUUAUAUGGAUGUGUUGCCAUAUAGAACCAUGUGAGCUGGCUAAUAAGUUUAGACUCAUUUAUACCUUAUGCAUUCGUUGCUAUAGACAGAUGUGUGGCUGUCGGGGUAUGUGGUUUAAUAUUAUUGGCAUGUGUUGCCUAAUUGACAUACUCGGUAUAUUUAUUAAUAUUGUUGGCAUGUGUUGCCUAAUUUAUAUGCUCAAUAUAUUCAUCAGUACUUUGCGAGGUGUUAUCACUGUGUAGUUCGUUAUAGUCUGUGUUGUCAGUACCGUGCACCAUGUAUAAUAGCUGAUUUCCCGGGUAGGGAAAGGCGACACUUAACCACCUAGUGUGAGUCUAAGUGAUCACCGUCUAUUCUGGUUGAGGUCAUGUUAUACAUUGGAUGGUUCCCUUAGGAUGUAUACAGAUAUAGUACUCAUCCGGAUAUAAAUGAUUAAUUUAUUUGAUUCUCUGAUUUGGGUCAUAGUAGAGACUUGCUCGUGGGGUUGACCCACCAUUGUUGUUAUUUCAAGAUACAGUCAGUACCCGUUCCAAGGUUGAGGUUAGCAGUGUGGGACCACCAUCCGAACUCAUCUACUCUUACGAUCCAGUUCAGGGUAGAAGUUUUAUGUAUUACUUCAGUUUCAGUUUUUAUUUACUUUUGACGUUGAACUCUCAGGGUUAUAUUUAGGGAUCCUUGACAUAGGAUUUCCAAGUUGUAAUGAAGUACGGUAUUAAAUAAAGGAUGGAUGGAUGUUGUAUUA
Molecule: messenger RNA, 6626 nt
Organism: Cornus florida
Lineage: Eukaryota; Viridiplantae; Streptophyta; Magnoliopsida; Cornales; Cornaceae
Exons: 3
Coding region: 1291-2328 (345 amino acids)
Molecular function (GO): nucleic acid binding; zinc ion binding
Source: RefSeq, a predicted model, not a curated record